This is a messenger RNA of Coccomyxa subellipsoidea C-169, 579 nucleotides long. RefSeq lists its product as hypothetical. The record is from RefSeq and is a predicted model, not a curated record. NCBI's taxonomy places the organism in Eukaryota, Viridiplantae, Chlorophyta, Trebouxiophyceae, Coccomyxaceae. The coding region runs from base 1 to 579 and encodes 192 amino acids. The transcript is spliced from 7 exons.
AUGUCGGGCUACAACCCUGGUGCAGUGAGUGUGCUGCUGAAGGUGGCCACCUCAGCAGUUCCUCCAGCCCCCUCACAGUUCCAGGAUGCCACCCAAAAGGGUGACACGCAGUCCAUUUCAAACUCGCUGGCAAGCUCCACAGGAGGCAGAGUGGAGUCAAUUUCCAGCUCAAACUCAGCAGCCUACACACAGGCAGACAAUGCCAUCUCAUCGGCCAUCAGCGAUGCUGUAGCAAAGGUCAAGGGUGGCGGGGAUGCGAAUGCUGCUGCAAACGCUGCCAGUCAGGCGAUUGCACAAGCCAUAGCAACCGCCUAUGCUUCAGCUUCCAGCAAGACCACAGCAGCGGCGGCUGCCAGCGCCUCAGACCUGCAGACAGCAAUUGCAAAGGCAUUUGCCAGUGCUGCCACGUCCGUGCAGUCUACAGGCGGCACAGCUCAAGCAGAUGCCACAGCAGUGUCAAAGAAUGUGCAGACGGCGAUCAGUCAGGCAAUUGCAAAGGCGCUGGCCGCAGUCUCCGGCAAUCAGGCCAACACCAACUCAAGCUCAUCUGGGGGCUCGCCAGGGAGUUCGGGGAAGUAG